GCCAUCCUCCACGGUCGCUCCUCAAUUGCUUGUACCCUCUCAUGGUUGCCAAGUCACUUAGAGUCGAGAAGAUUGACCUUGCCGCUGUCCUGGUCUCUCAGAAUUCUCAAAUUGACCUGAGGAUUGAAGCUUAUGAGGCCUCGACACGCAACUUUCUGAAGGCUGUAUCGAACUACACACAGCGCGCAAUCACAGAAAUAAGCAACCGAAAGGCGGCUCACCUGUCAAGCAGAAAGAAGCUAUUGGAGAGGGCUCACCAGAUUGAGGCUGAAACGAAUCAAUGUAAAAUCAAGGAAAUUGAGCUGAUCAAAGUCCUUGAUACGGAGGAAAAGGAGAAACGCGAUGCUGAAACAUCUGUCACUACUUUCAAGCGUCAGCUUGCCAUAGUGAAAGAGAGAUGCUCGCUGUUGGAUAGUGAGCUCGAGCAACACCGCGUCGUCGCAGCCAAUUUAAACCGAGAACGAAACAGAGAGCAGGGGACCUUGAAUUCCUAUGCCGCUCAUGUCGCACCAGAAAUUGCCGAUUGCGAGAGCUGCCUACAAUGCAGCAUUGAAGGAAUUGAAAGGGAUAUGCUCCUCGUGCGCUUCCUCCGCUUAGAUGAUGCCGAUCCAACUCGAGAGUUCAGCAUGGUUAUCGAUGUUUCCAGUCCCUUGUAUGAAGUGCCAACUGCAACUCCAUUCCUUCCGACACUUCCUAUUCACCUUGACGAGCUGAACGAGACAAGAGAUGUUUAUGCAUUCAUCAGACAAGUCAGAGAUGCUUUCCUUACUGCGAUAUCCCAGAAAAAAUAGAUGUCAUUGUAAAUUAUUUUUUUACAUGUUGCUUGUAUGAUAUGCAUAGACUCUUCAUUAUGUAUCGGACGGAUGGAUCUCUGAC
Messenger RNA from Laetiporus sulphureus 93-53, 876 nucleotides. RefSeq lists its product as uncharacterized. Gene Ontology annotation, cellular component: Ndc80 complex. The record is from RefSeq and is a predicted model, not a curated record. The coding region runs from base 42 to 791 and encodes 249 amino acids. Gene Ontology annotation, biological process: chromosome segregation. The transcript is spliced from 4 exons. Lineage: Eukaryota; Fungi; Basidiomycota; Agaricomycetes; Polyporales; Laetiporaceae.